Molecule: messenger RNA, 1369 nt
Organism: Syzygium oleosum
Lineage: Eukaryota; Viridiplantae; Streptophyta; Magnoliopsida; Myrtales; Myrtaceae
Product: monooxygenase 2-like
Exons: 5
Coding region: 73-1275 (400 amino acids)
Molecular function (GO): FAD binding
Source: RefSeq, a predicted model, not a curated record
GAUCAACACCAUAGUCUCCCCCAAAUAAGAAGAAAAGAUCGUAAAAAGGAAAAAAGCCAACUUGCUUUUCAAAUGGAGGAGGUUGUGAUUAUUGGAGCAGGCAUCGCGGGGCUAGCGACGGCGGUGGCCCUGAAGAAGGUUGGUGUGCGAGCACUGGUGCUGGAGAGAGCGGAGGGGCUGAGAGCCACCGGCGCGGCCUUGGGCCUCUUCCCCAACGCCUGGCAUGCACUCGACGCACUCGGGGUUUCAGAUAAGCUCACCUCCCUUUACGCACCUUUUUCCAAGGGUUACGUAACCGAUGUGAAGACCAAAGCCAUUCAGGAGGUGCGUUAUGGUGCAAGCAAAGGGAGUGGACAUGAACAAAGAGUGGUACACCGGAAAGUCCUGUUACAGGUCUUAGCAGAGGAAUUGCCUCCAAAUACCAUCCGUUUCUCUUCAAAGCUCACUUCCAUCGAAACCCAAGUGGAACAAGGCUCAUCUAUUUGUAUUCUCGCGCUUGAAGAUGGAACUAUCAUCAAGUCUAAGGUGGUUAUCGGAUGUGAUGGGGUGCAUUCUAAGAUAGCACGUUGGUUAGGGCUCGGCUUGCCCAUUGAUUCAGGCCGCGCCGCAAUUCGCGGGCUGGCCAUGUACCCACAAGGCCAUGGGCUGAACCAUGAGUCUCAGCGAUUCGUGGAUGUCUCAAAGAGGGCUGGUUUUAUGCCUCUGAACAAUAAGGAGAUAUACUGGUACUUUGUUUGCAAAGCUCCUCCAAAAGGUGCCGACAUGGGAGGAGACCCAAAUUUACUACUAAGAGAAGUGACUGACAAUCUAGCCAAAGACUUUCCUCCAUUGUACCUUGACAUCGUUGGCCACUCCGACCAUGCCACCUUGACGUGGGCCCCAUUGAUGUUUCGCUAUCCGUGGGAUGUCAUCCUCGGGAACCUGACCCGGGUGAACGUCACGGUGGCCGGAGACGCGAUGCACCCCAUGACCCCGGACUUGGGGCAAGGCGGGUGUUUGGCCCUCGAGGACGCGGUCGUGUUGGGUCGGCACAUUGGAAGCUCGAUGUCCAAACGGGGCGAACUCGAGACGCGUAAUAUUGGGUUCGUCCUCAAGAGGUACACGAGGGAGAGGAGGUGGAGGGCGGCGACGUUGAUCACGGCAUCGUUCUUGUCGGGUUGGGUUCAGCAGGAUGGGUCUAGUUGGUGGAUGAGGUUCCUAAGAGACGUAUUCUAUAAGUUUCUAUUGGUUAGAGCCCUUAGUGCUAACCGCUAUGAUUGCGGCAAACUUUGCUAGUAUCUCCUCUUUGCCUUAUGUUGAGUUCUAAAUUUGUCAAUUGAACCACUGCAUUCAUAAAUAAACUUUUGAAAGAAAUUGCAAUCAAGUCCUC